UUUUGCGUCCUUCCGCGCAUGUCAAUUCUCCUCAUUAUAUAUUUGGUUCUGCUUGUUUGUGGGUCUUCUGCGAGGUCGCUCUUCAAAUUUCCUGUGUAUCAAUAUAAACGCAAAGCCACAAACGAACAGUUGUUUCAGAAAGUUGCAUCAAACUGUAGUGAUACUUGCCCACUAGAACACAAUAGCUCUUCACUCGAACAUACUAAAUGUGUUCGUCUUUGUAUGAGCAGAAGCUGCUACAACUCACUUUAUGGCUUUGAUGAGCUAGAAGAAGGUGAAAUUGACGUCAGAUCUUCUUCGUUUAAAGGUUGUGUUCUGCAAAAACUGAAAGAGAAGGGUUUUCGUGUAAUAUAAAGACAUGGACAACAAACCUACGCUGAUAAGAUCAUCUUUGCCUACUGCUACUAAUUCGACAGUUAACUAUCACGAAGUAUUCAGUGAGUUGGUUCCAGUGCUGACUCAGUGUUUUGGUGUAAUUCUCUUGGGUUAUAUCGCCGGCCUUCUAAAAAUUUUUUCGGAAUCCCAAGCUAAGGGACUUAACCUCUAUGUCACUAGAUUCGCUUUGCCUACUGUAUUUUUUCGCGCCAUGGUAACAAUUAAUUUUUCUGGUGUCUGUUGGUCUUUCGUUAUGGCUAUAUCUAUAAGUAAAUUGAUCGGUUUUAUAAUGGCAAUUACGUUCACGUAUUUAAUUAGUCGACGUUUUCAUCUGGGCAUAGCUGCUAUUGUUGCUAUGUUUGUAUCUCAGACCAAUGAUGUAGCAUUAGCUUAUCCUAUACUAUAUGCUCUUUUCCCUGAUUUGGCUAGUUAUAUUUAUUUAUUUGCACCAAUCCAACUGGUUGUUCUCAAUCCAUUCGCUUAUUUUCUAUUGGAGCUAGAACGAGUCAGACUAACUAAUAGUGAGCUUAAACCGUUAAUUCAUAGUGAAGAUAGUAAUAUUGAUAGAAGACAAUUAAUUGAUGGUAAAAGCUCGAAUUUAGUCCCAUCAUGUGGUCGAUGCCAACAAUUGACACAGGUUGUGUUCAAUGUUCUCAAGAAUCCUUUAAUUUUCAUGACUUUAAUUGGUAUUAUUUUUAAUCUUAUAUUGAAGCACCAUUUACCAGUGUAUAUAGAUGGAUUGCUCAGUGUUAUAGCUGACUCCUUCGGUGCGACUGCUUUAUUUUCACUCGGUUAUGGUAUGGUUGGCAAAAUGUCUACCAUCACUCAAAGAGAAGCUUACAUUUUGACAACAAUCCUAUUGACAAAACUUUUGAUUGUUCCUUUUAUUACACGUGAACUUGUUGUUCAAAUGAUGCCUAUUGCAUUGGUUAAUGAAACAUUACGUUAUUCUACAUUUGGUUUCUUGUAUGGUACUACACCGACAGCCCCACCUGUAUUCUUAUUUGCUGCUGAAUAUCAAGUCAUACCUGUGGCCAUCGGUGUUGGUCUUGUCUUGGGAACAUUCCUAUGUGUGCCAAUUAUGUUUAUUUUUGCACGUAUUAUUACAUUGUACAACGCAGAACCAAGUGAUUAUGCAAGUAUACUUGGUACAACUGUUGAAGAUAUUUCUUGGAUUAGUAUUGUAUGCUGUAUUUGGACAUUGGGUGUACUUUGUGUUAGUCGAAAAGCUAUUCGAGUUCCUAAUCGAUUCACAUUAUGUCAUUUAAUUUGUGUGCUAUUCACUUGUACUGGAUUAUUACUUGGUCGUUUCGUAAAUUAUUAUUAUUAUGGUAUUGAAGAAAGUGUAAACGGUGGAAGAUUGAGUCAACCAAUACAUUGGUUAAAUUACAUGCAUUUUGCAAUAUUCUUUUUUGGUUCUACGGGUACACGUUGUUGGACCACAUUAAUCGCAUUAGUUCUUGUUAUGGAACGUGCACGUAGUCUAUGCUUUGUAUUACGAUAUCAAUUGCAUAUUUACUUAGCUGGCUUCUUAACACCUGCAGUUGUCACUGGUCUACUACUGUUAACAUCAUUUGGUCAUGUGGCGAAAGAUAUCGAUCCGAUUUUUCAAUGUGGUACUAAUCAACUGAUUAUAUCAAUCGUAGUUUUGAUAGUUAAUGCAUCUGGUACUUUAGCCUGUUUAAUCAGUUUUAUACGAAUCGAUGUUCCUGUACAAGAUUGUUAUGAGAUUAAACCAUCACCAGAUGUAGCAGAAGGAAUAUGUCGUUCACAAAUUUGCAGAAAUUUUAACGAUUCUGACAAAAAUGUUACCAAUCAAACACAACAGUCUCAACAAACUUCUCCGAGUAAUUCAAUCAUUACAGACAGUUGUCGAAUCACUAGAAACAUUGAUGAUUCCAAGUUACUAAGUUGUGGAAAUCCACAAGUUCCACAGUCAUGUGAUUCUGCGAAAUUCUGUAAUAAAUGUGAUAAAAAACAACGAAAAGAAUGUGCCAAAAUUCUUGCACGAUAUUGUGAAGCAGAUCAACCUUCCAUGAUAUCGUCAACAUCAGCUACGCAUCUAAUAACUCAACAAAUUUCUUUAAGACUUGAGUUAGAUAAUGUUCAUGCCCAGGAAAACAAUAAACCUCCACAUCAUAAACAUUUGAUAUUCUUAAUAUCAAUAUUAGUUACAAUGUUUUUCGGUAUUUGUCUGUGUACUUGGAGGCUUGUACAUGAUGCUCCAACAGGUGUUUACAUAGUUCUCGAAUUUUUGGAUGGUUCUUUUAAUUUUGGUCAAGGUGUAGUUUUAUUUGCAUUAUUUGGUCUGGAUGCAGAUUUGUUUAUUGCGCCGACAAAACGUUUUCAUUUCACCAGUAAACAAUUCAAUGGAAGUUCCAAUGAAGCUUUACAUCAGAAAACUGUUGAUAAGAGUAAAAUUGAUAAAAUAGUGAAUCAAUUUGUGAAAUUUCAUUUAAAAUCAUGUUCAACAAAUAUUGGUACUGGGAAAAUAAUUAAUUCAAUUCAUUACGAACAAAUAUUUUAUCAGUACACUCUGGAACAAUGGUUAAUUGACGCCGGUAUCACUGAUUCCAAUGAAGAGACAUUAUGUUAUAUAGAAUGCCUUGAAUUAGGUAAUAUUAUAACGUGUAUCAGUCCUAUGACAAAUGAAUCAUUUAUGAAUAAAGAUACAAUGACUACAAUAGCAAAUACAAAACGCUUGUUAACAUUCACUACUUAUGCUUGGGGUUUACAUAAUAUAAGUUACUAAAGAAAUUAAUUAUAAUUCAUAGCAGAAACUAUAAUAGUGUUACAUUUUUUCUUGCCUACAUUAUAUAUAUAUCUGUCACAAAUAAACAUUAGCUUUCAUAGUUAUCAGAUCAUUGACUGUUCUUGACCAUUACUUACUUACAACAUGUUCAAGCUCACUUGUCUUUCGAUGAUCAUGAGAUGUGUUUUUAUUUGCUUUUCAUAUUCUAAUCCCGAUGGGUUGACGACCAGAAGGAGAGGAAGGAAAAGUAACAUCUUCUUUCAACAUAACAACUUCAUAGUCUAACAAAACACAGUGAUAGUUGUUUAUUCCAUGAUAAUUUUCCAGCUUUUUUUUUUUCUUUUCAAUAUCAUUCCAAUGUUUGUGUAUUUUCUUCCCUGAUCAUUGACAAACUAAGAUUACCCAUCUAUUUUUGUCAUGUUGAACUUUUGUGCUUUUUUUCGUUUGUUUUGUUUUAAAAUUUGUUGUAACUGUUGCCGCUUUUCUAGUCUACACUUUUUCUUGGUUCCAUCUUUGUAUGUAUGUUUGUUGACUGCUGUCUGUUUAAACUUACAUGGAUUGUUAACUUGUAAUAAGCCACUGAUAAUGUUUGGUUAAUUAAAACAAUAAUUGUUUAGUUUAACUAAGCUAUACAUCUAAUGAAUUAGGAGAUAGGCAUAUAUAUGACUGGUAUAUUUCAUAGUUAUUGAUGUAAUAUGCUAGUAUGGCACAAAAUACCUCUUAACAAAAAAUGUCCAUAACAACUAUGUAUUCCCCUCUCUAGCACUUGGCAUAUAUGAGACACUGAGGAGAGUUGUUCAGUAUUCUCAGUCAUUGUAUCAAUCAUUGAUGAUAGGCUGAAAAAUAUCGUAACAAGUGACUUGGCUUAGGUUUUCUGAUGAUUGUCUCAACUCAUACUACUUCCAACAUCAAAUUAUAAAAUCUUU
This is a messenger RNA of Schistosoma margrebowiei, 4053 nucleotides long. NCBI's taxonomy places the organism in Eukaryota, Metazoa, Platyhelminthes, Trematoda, Strigeidida, Schistosomatidae. The record is from the annotation of a GenBank genome assembly.